This is a messenger RNA of Yarrowia lipolytica CLIB122, 1479 nucleotides long. Lineage: Eukaryota; Fungi; Ascomycota; Dipodascomycetes; Dipodascales. The record is from RefSeq and is a predicted model, not a curated record.
AUGUCUGGAAAACGAGUCCCCACUUACACCACCACUAACGGUAACCCCGUCAAGGACCCCCUCGCCUCCCAGCGAAUCGGCAAGCACGGACCUCUCCUGCUCCAGGACUUUGCCCUGAUCGACCUGCUCGCCCACUUCGACCGAGAGCGAAUCCCCGAGCGAGUUGUCCACGCUAAGGGAUCCGGUGCUUACGGAGAGUUCGAGGUCACUGACGAUAUCACCGACCUCAACUGCGCCGAUUUCUUGUCCAAGAUCGGUAAGAAGACCAAGACCUUCACUCGAUUCUCCACCGUUGGAGGAGAGAAGGGAUCCGCCGAUGCUGCUCGAGACCCCCGAGGUUUCGCCACCAAGUUCUACACCGACGAGGGAAACAUUGACUGGGUCUACAACAACACCCCCGUCUUUUUCAUCAGAGACCCCUCCAAGUUCCCCGUUUUCAUCCACACUCAGAAGCGAAACCCCGAGACCAACCUCAAGGACGCCACUAUGAUGUGGGACUACAUUGCCAACAACCAGGAGUGUUGCCACCAGAUCAUGGUCCUCUUCUCCGACCGAGGUACUCCCGCUAACUACCGACAGAUGAACGGUUACUCCGGCCACACCUACAAGUGGAUCAAGAAGGAUGGCUCUUUCAACUACGUCCAGAUCCACAUGAAGACCGACCAGGGCAUCAAGAACCUCACCAAUGACGAGGCUGUCGCUCUCUCCGGAACCAACCCCGACCACGCCCAGGAAGACCUCUUCAACUCCAUCAAGAGUGGCUCUUUCCCCUCUUGGACUUGUUACGUCCAGGUCUGCACCCCCGAGCAGGCUGAGAAGCUCAAGUGGUCCGUCUUUGACCUCACCAAGGUCUGGCCUCACGACCAGUUCCCUCUCAGACGAUUCGGUAAGCUCACUCUUAACAAGAACGUCCAGAACUACUUCGCUGAGACCGAGCAGGCUGCCUUCUCUCCCUCCAACACCGUCCCCGGCUGGGAGACCUCGGCCGAUCCCGUCCUGCAGUCUCGACUCUUCUCUUAUCCCGAUACUCAGCGACACCGACUCGGUACCAACUUCGCCCAGAUCCCCGUCAACUGUCCCUACCAUGCCCAUACUCCUUACCACCGAGAUGGUCAGAUGGCUGUUAACGGCAACUCCGGCUCUCUGCCCAACUACCCCUCUUCUUUCGAGCCCCUGCAGUACCGACAGGACAUCAACCUGCAUGAGAAGCACGAGAAGUGGGUUGGUGAGGCCGUCGCCUACCAGUGGGUUGUCGGCACCGACGGUGUUGACUUCCAGCAGCCCGCUGAGCUCUGGAAGGUUCUUGGAAAGACCCCAGACCAGCAGGAACACCUUGUUUACAACAUCGCUGUCUCUCUGUCCGGUGCUCGACCCGAGGUCCAGGACAAGACCUUUGGCAUGUUCGACAAGGUCGAUGCUCACUUCGGUAAGCUCGUCCGAGACGCUACUCUUCAGCGAUCUCCUCGAUCCAAGCUUUAA